Messenger RNA from Naegleria gruberi, 1146 nucleotides. RefSeq lists its product as uncharacterized. NCBI's taxonomy places the organism in Eukaryota, Heterolobosea, Eutetramitea, Acrasida, Naegleriidae. The record is from RefSeq and is a predicted model, not a curated record. The transcript has 2 exons. Bases 18 to 1115 code for a protein of 365 amino acids.
CAAAAAACACGAGAACGAUGAACAAGACACUCUUGAUCGCCUUUUUAAUUGCCUUGUUGAGUAUUGCUGUUAGCGUCUUUGCACAAACCGCAACACCAACAACAACUCCAGCCUUGGCUACUCAACCAAAGACUAUUCAAAAUAUUGUGCAAGUUGUUAAUGCUACACUCAACGCUGUUGAAGGAAAGAACCAAAAGUCAAAGGUUCAAUUUUUGAGAGGCAUGUUGAAGCAAUUGAAGGAACUUGGAUUGAUUAAAAGAAACUCUGAACAAGAUAAAUUCAAUUUGGAAGAAGCUACUAUUAUUAUGAAUAAGAUGGUUGCUGUUUCAAAGCAUCUUGCUCAAUUGAAGAAGGACGGAAAGGCUGAAGAUUUAAAGACUUACAUUGCUGAUUUAAAGACAUCUACUAAUUUUGCUACUGGUGUCAGAUUGAUCAGAGCUAUCUUGAGAAAGAUUUACAGAAAGAAUAUCAGAGCUCUUGCCAGAAAGAUUAAAGCUGCUGCUAAGAAGUCUGCUUCAUCAAAGAAAUCAAAGAAGGUCACCAAGGCCAUCAGAAGAAACAACAAGAGAAAGUGUGCUGCUCCAAAGAAGAGAGUUGUUAAGAGAAAGUGUGCUGCUCCAAAGAGAAGAAGAGCUCCAAAGAGAAAGAUCGUCAGAAGAAGAAGAUGUGCUCCAAAGAAGAGAAUUGUCAAGAGAAAGGUCAGAAAGUGUGCUGCUCCAAAGAGAAGAGCUCCAAAGAGAAAGUGUGCUGCCCCAAAGAGAAAGGUCAGAAAGUGUGCUGCCCCAAAGAAGAGAGUUGUAAAGAGAAAGUGUGCUGCUCCAAAGAGAAGAUCUGUUAGAAGAGCCCCAAGAAGAGCUCCAAGAAGAAGAGUUGCCCCAAGAAGAAGAGCUCCAGUCAGAAGACAAAGACCAGCCAGAAGACCAAGAAGACAAUCUAGAAGACCAGCCAGAAGACAAAGACCAGCUAGAAGACAAAGAAGAUUCGGUAGAAGACCAUCCAGAAGACAAGCUAGAAGACAAAGAUUCGGUAGAAGAUUCCCAAAUAAGAGAAAUAGAAGAUACAGAAGAGCUCCAAGAAGAUCUGCCAGAAGACUCUCUAGAAAUGAAAGAAGAUAAAUCUAGUAAAAACUAAUAUUUAGGUCAAAAA